GGAAGGAGCCUGCGGGGAGCGUGCCGCGUCGCGUCGCAGUCGCGGCGCGCGCCGGCCGGUGAGGGGUUGGUCCACUCUGUCCAGCUCGGAAACAGGAGCAGCCCAACGUCAUCCGGACACAGCUCACCGAGGCUCAGAUUCAGGUGCCGCUGCUCGAGCAUGGUGCGGGCGCUGUGGGCGGCCGUGUGCCUGCUGGCCGCGGCCCGGGCGGCGGCCGACCGCCAGCCGGCACACACCGUGUUCGACGUGCCCCGGCGCGUCGAGACGGUCCGCACCGACGGCGCCGACGACCUGGGCUUCAGCGCCGACCCGGAGCCCGCGUCGGCACCGACGGAGGCCGCCGGCGGCGGCGUCCGGCGCCUCUGGGGGGUGGCCGACACCACGGCGCGGCCCGGCCGCCUCUUCGUCCACGCCAUCGACAGGCACGCCUUCCAGGGCCGCGUCAGCCGGUAUGAGGUCUCUGGCGGCGGCGGACCGGGCACUCCGCUACCCUCGUGGCUGACCUUUGACCCGGCGCGGGUCACCUUCACUGGCGUGCCGACGGCGGCGGACGUGCGGCCUCACCUGGUGGCGGUGACGGCGGUCGGCGCCGACGGCUCCAGCGUCAAAGACGUCUUCAUGGUGGACGUGCUGCCCGAGCCAGCGUCGUCAGAGGAAUUCGGGGCUGUCGGCGGCGGAGAGCCGCUGUCGGACGAGCUGGAGGGCUGCCGCGCUGGCAGCGCCCCUAGCGUCGCCUCCGUGUACUUUGAUGUGCCGCCCAGCACCCUAGGUGGCGCGGAACGCCUCCGUCUUCUGAUGGCUCUUGCGCGGGAGAUGCAGCUGAGCCCUGAGGCGAUUCUGAUGAGGUCACAGACGGGCGCCAUCCCAAUGGGUUUGUCCAGCACAGUGGAGGCGGGGCCGGGCGUGCGGCCCCGGCGCGGGAACGACCUAACGCGACUCUCCUGGAAGGUGGGCUGCGGGGACCAGCUGCAGCCGUCGCGGCGCUGGUCGCUGACUGCCCUGCGCCAGGACCAGCGGCUGCGGCAGCUGUCGGACGCCGCCGGACGCCCGGCCGUCGGCUGGAACCUGGAGUCGGUCCGCGCCGCGCCCGGCCGCCGGCGGAGACAGGUGGACGGAUCCGGCGCCGGACUCGGCGACUACAAUUACGAUGAGGACGACUACUAUGACGAUGAGGACGACUAUUACGACAGCGAGUACGACUAUUAUGGCGGAUUUGAGGAUGAGACUUCGACCGGGCCCACCGAUUCCUACCGAUUCCCGUAUGAGGCGUCUACCCCUGAGGGCAGUACCACCACAACCACCACAACAACCACAACCACAACCACUACCACGGCUGCGCCUACGGCGGCCACCACGGCCGGCACGCCGAGCACGACCGGCUUCUUCUGGGGCGAGCACAGCACUGAGCCGUUCCCCGUGUACGUCGAGUCCAACUACGACGGCGUGACGUUCGCGCCGGAGGGCCCCACCGGCGACUGGCCCGGCUACGACUACUACGACGGCGAGGAUUACGACUACGACGAGCCGUCGGACGGCGAGCCGGACUACGCGGCGCCGCCCGAGGAGCGCGUGGUGCCCUCAUUGGCCACCCCGGCCCUGGAGCAGCCGCCCGCCUCGCCCGUCUACCCGCCGCCGCGCGUGUCGGCGCGACCAGAGCUGUCCCGCGUCAGCACACCGAUACCGGUGGCAGUGGUGCCGACCGUGUACCGUCCGUCGCCUCUGGAGCCGAGCCGGCCGACCGAGGAGGCGCCGCCGGCCUCCCCGACUCCGUCCACCGUGUACCUAGAGCCGUCCACCAGCGCGCCGACAUCACUCGUGGAGUCGUCGAUGACGGAGCCGGUGACGGUGAGCGCCACGCCGACCGUGGCUCCGCCGCCGGUGUUCACUGCGCCGCCCAACGUGCGGCCGCGCGUGCAGCAGCCGCUGCUGCCGCUGUACGCGGUGGCCGGCAAGCCGUUCUCCGAGUGGGUGCCGGAGGAGACGUUUGUUGACCUGGAGGAUGGCGAGACGCCCGAGCUGGAGCUGCAGCUGGAGGACCUGUCCUCUGCCGACGGCCAGCCGCCGGCCCAGGGCUGGGUGCAGUUCAGCAGCGACGACCAGCGCUUCUACGGACUGCCCCUGGAGGAGGACGCUGGGAUGUACGACUACCAGCUGGCAGCGUUCGACAGCGACGGCGACUCGGCGACUACCGAGAUCGCCGUCCACGUGCGCUCCAACCCGCUGCUGCGGCAACUCAACCACCGAGUCGACAUGGAGCUCAAACUGAACCUGCCUGAAGGCUUCCCUACGAGGGCGGAUUGGCUGACUCAGCUGGUGGCCCAGCUGUCGCGGCUGUUCGGGGAAUCCCUGGAGGACACGGCGGUGCUGCUGGAGCGGCUGAGGGCCGAGCCGGGCCUGCCGAUCCGCCUGACCUGGGUCAAUGACACCCUGCUGGGCGACGCGUGUGACCGCGCAGAGAUUCAGAGGAUGGAGGAGCUGCUGGUGGACAAGGACGGCUCUCCGUCGCCGUACCUACAGAAGACGCUGGCGCCCGUCUUCAGGGCCAAACGUAUCCACGUGGACCGGAUGGGAGACUGUCAGGAGCCACCGCCGCCGCCGCCGCCGCUCGUGCCGACGCUGGCGCCCACCGAACCACCUACCGAGCCUCCUACGGAACCAGCGACAGAACCGCCGACAGAACCGCCGACAGAACCACCCACGGAACCCCCUACGGAGCCUCCCACGGAAGAGCCCACAGAACCUCCUACGGAGCCACCCACAGAACCUCCUACGGAGCCAGCUACGGAACCGCCCACCGAGCCACCCACAGAGCCGGAGCCGGAGCCGGAGCCGGAGGUUCCCGUUUCGGCGCCGAACCCGCCUCUGCUCUUAGAGCCGCUGGAGCCGGUGAAGACGCCGGCCGGUCACGUGUUCGAGCUGCAGCUGCCGGAGACUAUGUUCGGUCCGGGCCCGGGCGGCCGCGGCCUCUCGGAGAUGUCCCUACGCCUGCUGUCGGCCGCUGGGGACGAGCUGCCCGCCAGCAGCUGGCUGCAGCUGGACGCCAGCAGCCACCAGCUGGUCGGACUGCCGAUGGACAAGGACGCGCGCCGAGAGCGCUACUUCCUGGUGUGCGAGGACAGCGAGGGCCGCAGUGCCUCUGCCGAGCUCGAGGUGACUGUGGAGCCGCGGCCGGCCGCCGGCGCCGUGCUGCCGCCCUCGGCUCAGUUCCAGCUCACGCUCGACCACAACCACCGGGCGUUCGUGCGCCGGCCGUUGCUGCGCGUGCGACUGGCCCGCGCCAUCGGCCGACUGUUCGGAGACGCCGGCGCCCAGGCGGUGGUGAUCGAGUCGAUCGCCGCCGGCUCGACGGUGGUCAGCUGGUCGAACGGCUCGCUGCCGACCGACGUGUGCGCCGAGACAGAGGUGCGCCGGCUCCAGGAGACGCUGGUCGAUGACCAGGGCGAGGUGACCGCGCACGCGCGGGACGCCCUGCAGCCAGAGUUCCGCGUCCAGAGCGCCAGUGUGACGCUGCAGGGCGCGUGUGCGGCGCUCAUGACGCCGCCCACGGAGGUACCAGUGGGGACUGAGGGCGGUAACGGCACGCUGACCGGCGGCGAGGGAGAGGACGAGGACGGCAACUACUUCAUCACGUUCCUGAUCCCGGCCGUGGUGAUAGCCGUGAUGCUGCUGAUCGCCCUGGUGGUGGCCUGCUGUCUGUACCGCUCGCGCCGGCGCGGCAAGAUGUCCAUGUCGGAGAGCGGCACGUACACCAGUCGCGGCGUGCCCGUCAUCUUCGCCGACGAGCUGGAGGAGCGGGUGGACCGACGCGCCACCAAGCCGCUGGUACUGAGCAGCGAGAAGCCGCCCGAGCCGCCGGCCUACCCGACGGCCACCACGCCCAUGCUGGACGCCCACGGCGAGGCCAACGGUGCUGGAGACGCGCCCUACGAGCGGCCGCCGCCGGUGGCCGCACCCCCCGAGUCGGGCCGGGCCGGCCGGCAGGCGUCCAACGCCCGCCAGCCGCCGCCCUACGUGCCGCCCUAGCGGGCCGGAGUGCCGAGUGGGACCCGCUGGGCCCGGCGCCGGGACAGACAGAGCCCGGUGCCUGAACUGAGUGUGACGGACGCCUGACCACAGGUGGACGGAUAUCGGCGCCGAGAGUGCUGGGGACGCGUGGUGGUCGUGUGACAUUGUGUUAUGCCGAGAGACUUGGAGAAUAGUUCGUGGUGCCUACUCAAAGCCCAGGAGAGCUUUUAGCUUUAUGACGUCAUUUUAGUCACGUGACGGUAACUCUGACAUGCUAGAGAUUGGACUUACUGACGGUGGACGGACCCCGCGCGACUGAGCUUACCGCCGCGACAGCUGAGUAUUGGUUCAUACUGCCCGCUGUGGUCUCUGAUUGGCUACUGGCAAUCCGUCGCGAUAUCCCACUGGCUGAUGUCGUCCAGCGCGACUCCUCCAAUAUGGCCGCCGCUGCGUGUGUGUGGUCCGGUGCCGAUGUGAUGUCUGUGAUGGGGCGGCGCGCCGGUGUUCCCUCUUGUAACCCCUGCUUUGUGACUGGCCGAGUGUCCAGCCCGACUGACGAUCUGCGCGCCGCGGUCCACGGUAACCAGACAUCCGCUAACGCAGACUAGUGCAGCAGCGCGCCCUCAGCAAACUGCGCGUGCCAAUGCAAUAUAAACCCGUGUAUUCUU
Messenger RNA from Amphibalanus amphitrite, 4673 nucleotides. Its product is annotated as dystroglycan-like. The record is from RefSeq and is a predicted model, not a curated record. The coding region runs from base 160 to 4023 and encodes 1287 amino acids. Gene Ontology annotation, molecular function: laminin binding; calcium ion binding. NCBI's taxonomy places the organism in Eukaryota, Metazoa, Arthropoda, Thecostraca, Balanomorpha, Balanidae. Gene Ontology annotation, biological process: morphogenesis of an epithelium; muscle attachment; axon guidance. Gene Ontology annotation, cellular component: dystrophin-associated glycoprotein complex; sarcolemma; dystroglycan complex. The transcript has 14 exons.